Molecule: messenger RNA, 1142 nt
Organism: Chelonoidis abingdonii (Abingdon island giant tortoise)
Lineage: Eukaryota; Metazoa; Chordata; Testudines; Testudinidae
Gene: HSCB
Product: HscB mitochondrial iron-sulfur cluster cochaperone
Biological process (GO): protein complex oligomerization; [2Fe-2S] cluster assembly
Cellular component (GO): mitochondrion
Molecular function (GO): ATPase activator activity; protein-folding chaperone binding
Source: RefSeq, a predicted model, not a curated record
CAUUGCGCAUGCGCCCCGCGCGAUUCUUCUUAUAAACUCAGCCAAUCCAGCUCUAGCUGAUCUCGCGGGGGCUGUUGGGAGUUGUAGUUCUGGUCCGAUGUGGGUUGUGCGGAGGGGCCAACUCUGCAGGGUGCUGUGGGGCUCUCAGGCUCCAGCUGCCUCUUCUCUGCGCCGUAGCGCAGAGGCCGGCUCUCUCCCCGGCCCACGCUGCUGGAGUUGUGGCAUCUCUCUCUCCGAUCGUGGGGGGCUGCCUCGCUUCUGUCCGGCCUGCCAGGCCCUGCAGCCGCCGGAGUCCCAGCCUGACCUCUUCCGCCUUAUGGGCUGCGAUCGCUCAUUCAACAUCAAUGUGCAGCAGCUACAGCAGCAAUUCCGGAGCUUGCAGCGCUCCCUGCACCCUGAUUACUUCAGCCAGAGACCCCAGAAAGAGCGGGACUUUUCUGAACAACACUCUUCCUUGGUUAACAGAGCCUACCAAACCCUUCUAAGUCCCUUGAGACGUGGAUUGUACCUACUGGAGCUGAAUGGAGUGGAACUGGCAAAAGGGACAGACAGUGACAUAGAUGUGGAGUUCCUCAAAGAAAUCAUGGAAAUCAAUGAGACACUGGCAGAACCUAAUAAUGAGGCUAAAAUAGAAGAGAUUGAGAGUUCCAUUGCAGUUAAACAAGAAGAAUUGACCAAGGAUGUGAGCAAAGCUUUUGAAAGAGAUGAUCUUCAAGAAGCCAAGAAACUUCUAGCCAAAAUGAAAUACUUUGAAAACUUGGAGGACAAGGUGAAGAGCAAGAAAAACUCUUCCUGAUAUCACAGUCUUUGCCAUUAAGAUCUGAUCUACUUUUGAUUAAAGUAGUGAUUGGUAGUUUCUGAUUCAGGAACUAAAAGGAGCACAACCAUUGUGUGCCUCUUAAUUUUUUUGGUCCUUCCUUACCUACGGAAACAGAAGAGCUGUGUAAAAGACAUCCAUGUACUACCCGUUGUCAUUAAAUGGCAUUGGAAGUGGAAUGUUGCUGGCAGUAAUGACCCCGUGCUCCUCCAUUCCAACUGCUAGCUUUGUGGCCACAACUCCUAACUCUCAAUAUUUAUACCUUCUAUAUCCCAAAGUGUAUAUCUACCUAUCCUUAGUGGACAGUAAAUGAGUAUGCAGAUCA